AUGUCUUCAAAAACCAGAUCUGGUUUGUCUGAAACUCCUCCUAGCAAACCAUCACCAGCAACUCCUAGAGUUAGUAAACUGAGCCGAGGAGUGGCUAAAUCAGAGUCUGAUUCGCCUUCUCCCCUGCAAAGCUCUCGUCUUUCGAUCGAUCGAUCACCACGAUCCAUAAGUUCAAAGCCCACGGUUGAUCGUAGGACACCAAAGCUUACUAGCACUACACCCCCUGAAAAACCACAGACACGAUUGGUGAAGGGUUCAGAGUUGCAGGCUCAAUUGAAUCGUGUUCAGGAAGAUUUAAAGAGAGCAAGGGAGCAGAUAGAAUUGAUUGAAAAAGAGAAGGCUCAAGCAAUUGAUGAACUGAAACAAGCACAGAAAGCAGCUGAGGAUGCAAACGAGAAGCUUCAAGAAGCUUUGGUGGCUCAAAAGCGAGCUGAGGAGAAUUCUGAGAUUGAGAAGUUCCGAGCUGUUGAGUUGGAACAGGCUGGGAUUGAGACGGCCCAGAAGAAGGAAGAGGAAUGGCAGAAAGAGCUUGAAGCUGUAAGAAGCCAGCAUGCUUUGGAUGUUACUGCCCUUCUCUCUACCACUCAGGAGGCUCAAAGGUUGAAGCAAGAACUGGCCAUGACUACUGAUGCAAAGAACCAGGCACUGAGUCAUGCUGACGAUGCAACUAAGAUUGCUGAGAUUCAUGCAGAGAAGGUGGAGAUUCUUUCAGCUGAGAUGAGCCGCUUGAAGGUAUUACUUGAUUCAAAGCUUCAAACAGAGGCUAAUGAAAGCCACAAAAUGGUGUUGCAGCUUAAUGAUGAGAUAAAUUCAUUGAAACAGCAGCUUGAGAAAGCUAAAGGUUUUGAGGAUAUGUUGAGUGAAAGAGAGGCUUUCAUAGAACAGCUCAAUGUUGAGCUAGAAGCUGCCAAGAUGGCUGAAUCUUAUGCAUGCAACUUAGUAGAGGAGUGGAAAAACAGGGUUGAGGAAUUAGAGUUGCAGGCUGCAGAAGCAAGUAAGUUGGAGAGAUCUGCAUCGGAAUCUUUGGGUUCGGUCAUGAAACAACUUGAAGCAAACAAUGAUUUAUUGCAUGAUGCAGAAACUGAAAUUGCUGCUCUUAAAGAGAAGGUUGGCUUGCUGGAAAUGACAAUUAGAAGGCAGAAAGGAGAUCUUGACGAAUCAGAAAAUUCUCUAGGUAUGGUAAAGGAAGAAGCAUCGGUCAUGGCUAAAAGGGUAGAGUCUCUGAUGUUUGAGUUGGAAACUGUGAAGGAAGAGAAAGCCCAGGCUUUGAACAAUGAAAAGCUUGCAGCUUCUAGUGUUGUAAGUCUGUUAGAAGAGAAAAACAAACUCAUAACUGAGUUGGAGAAUUCCAGGGAUGAGGAGGAAAAGAGCAAGAAGGCAAUGGAAAGUUUAGCUUCAGCCUUACAUGAAGUUUCUGCAGAAGCAAGGGAAGCCAAAGAAAGUCUGGUAUCCAAUCAAAUGGAGCGUGAACACUAUGAAACCCAAAUAGAAGACUUGAGAUUGGUCCUGAAGGCAACUAAUGAAAAAUGUGAAACUGUGCUUGGUGAUGCAAAACUUGAGAUUGAUCUCCUUCGAAACACUGUUGAAGAAUCCAAGAAUGAAUUUCAGAAUUCAAAGGCUGAAUGGGAGCAAAAAGAAAAAAGUCUAGUGAAUUCUGUAGGGAAAUCAGAAGAAGAAAACUCCUCUUUGGAAAAAGAAAUAGAUAGGUUGGUGAAUUUGCUGAAGCACACUGAGGAAGAAGCUUGUGGAAUGAGGGACGAAGAAGCUCAUUUGAAGGAUAGCCUGAAGGAAGUUGAAGCUGAGGUGAUUUCUUUGCAGGAAGCUCUCGGAGAAGCAAAGGUUGAGAGCAUGAAACUAAAAGAAAGUAUAUUGGACAAAGAAAAUGAGUUGCAGAAUAUUAUUCAGGAAAAUGAAGAUCUCCGGACUAAGGAAGCAUCUUCACUUAAGAAGGUUGAGGAGUUGUCUAAGUUACUUGAGGAAGCUAUGGCUAAAAAGCAAACGGAGGAAGAUCGUGAGCUUACAGAUAGUGAAAAGGACUAUGAUUUGCUCCCAAAGGUGGUUGAGUUCUCUGAAGAAAAUGGACAUGUGAGAGAAGAGAGGCCCAAAAUAGAGCUUCAACCACAGCAAUCUGAUGAGCUGAAAGCAGAAAAUGCACAGGAACAGGUUAAUGGUGUGAAAAAUGAGGAUGCUCACAACAUUGAGAAAGUGAAUGGAAAACCGAAGGAAGAUGAGAGCAAAGAAAAGGAAGAUGACUCUGUGGAGGUUGAAUUUAAGAUGUGGGAGAGUUGCAAGAUUGAAAAGAAAGAGUUUUCACCGGAAAGAGAAACGGAGCAGGGAUCCUUCGAGGAGGAAGUGGACUCCAAGGUUGAUGGUGGUGAGAUCUUUGAUCAAAUAAAUGGUUUAUCUUCAACAGAAAAUGUGGAUGAUGGUGGAAGCUCACCUUCAAAGCAGCAGCAACAGAAGAAGAAGAAGCCUCUGCUCCGCAAGUUUGGAAGCCUACUCAAGAAGAAGGGAACUAGCAACCCUAAGUAG
Messenger RNA from Dovyalis caffra, 2532 nucleotides. NCBI's taxonomy places the organism in Eukaryota, Viridiplantae, Streptophyta, Magnoliopsida, Malpighiales, Salicaceae. The record is from the annotation of a GenBank genome assembly.